AUGUCACCACACGCAGAGGAGCCCACCAAGAACGGCGACAUGAGCAACGACAGCGCCCCCUUGACUAACGGUGAGACACCGCAGUCGCGAGUUCUCUCGCACCUGCACUCUUAUCCGGUCGUCCACGAUGGCGUCGAGUUCUACAAGUCGAACCCCUAUGGCGCAAAGUCGCUCGCCCUCUUCAACAACACGUACAACCAAUUCAUUGCGCCCUUCCACCCCUAUCUCAAGACGCCCUACUCCUACAUCUCACCUUAUUUGACACGCGCGGACGAGCUCGGCGACUCAUCGCUCAGCAAGCUCGAACAGCGCGUGCCCAUUGUCAAGGAAGACACCAACAAGCUCAAGGAGCUAGCCUUCUCGCCCGUCGUGUACGUUGUGGGAACGUACCAGGACGAGUACAAGAAGACGCAAGGCCCGGAGGGCGUGGUCAAGACGGUCAAGGCAGGCAUCAGCACAGAGCUAAAGGUCGUGCACGAUGCCUUUACCUUUGCUGUAGAGUACUGGAACAAGGGAAAACAGCAGGCAAGCAAGAAGGCUGAUGAGAUUAAGCAGUAG
Ascochyta rabiei is the source of this 558-nucleotide messenger RNA. RefSeq lists its product as uncharacterized. The transcript has 2 exons. The record is from RefSeq and is a predicted model, not a curated record. The coding region runs from base 1 to 558 and encodes 185 amino acids. NCBI's taxonomy places the organism in Eukaryota, Fungi, Ascomycota, Dothideomycetes, Pleosporales, Didymellaceae.